This is a messenger RNA of Puma concolor (puma), 897 nucleotides long. RefSeq names its product family with sequence similarity 221 member A (gene FAM221A). The record is from RefSeq and is a predicted model, not a curated record. NCBI's taxonomy places the organism in Eukaryota, Metazoa, Chordata, Mammalia, Carnivora, Felidae.
AUGGAGAGGCUGACGUUGCCUUCCGGCGGCGCGGCGGUGGUGGACGAGUACUUGGAGUACCGAAGAAUUGUUGGUGAGGACGAUGGAGGGAAACAUUUUACUCCUGAAGAAUAUGAAGAAUACAAAAAAAAAGUAUUACCGAUGCGCUUACAAAACAGAUUAUUUGUGAGCUGGCGAUCACCAACUGGAAUGGAUUGUAAACUUGUGGGUCCAGAGACACUGUGUUUUUGUACACAUAGGUAUAAACAACAUAAAACUGACUUUGAAACGAUUCCACAGCAGCGCCCUAUUAGUCUCCCUUGCCGAGUGACUGGCUGCCAGUGCAGGGCUUACCUUUAUGUCCCUCUCAAUGGUGCGCAGCCCAUUCGCUGCAGGUGCAAGCACUUUGCCGAUCAGCACAGGGCUGCGCCUGGCUUUAUGUGCAAUGCCUGUUCCAAGUGUUCAGGAUUCCAUAGUUGCUUCACUUGUGCUUGUGGUCAGCCUGCAUAUGCUCAUGACACAGUAGUGGAAACUAAGCAAGAAAGACUUGCUCAGGGAAAACCAGUGGGACAGGAUGUCCCUUAUGCAGCAAUGGGAGGUUUGACUGGCUUCAGCUCACUGGCAGAAGGCUACAUGCGAUUAGAUGACAGUGGGAUUGGUGCACCUUCAAUGGAAUUUUUAGACUCUCCAGUUACAGCCAUGGACCACCCAUUUCUGAAAGCAUUUCAAGCAUCAUCUAGUUCUUCUCCAGAAACACUAACAGAUGUAGGUACAAGUGGUCAAGUUGCUUCCUUAAAGAGACCUGAAGAGGAUGAUAUGGCUUUCUUUGAAAGACGAUACCAAGAAAAGAUAAAAAUGGAAAAGGUUGCUAAGCAGAAAGGAAAAGCACCGUUGCCAUCAAGUACAAAACCUUCAUGA